This is a messenger RNA of Aspergillus homomorphus CBS 101889, 1302 nucleotides long. Its product is annotated as wax synthase family protein. Gene Ontology annotation, biological process: lipid metabolic process. The transcript has 2 exons. The coding region runs from base 19 to 1302 and encodes 427 amino acids. NCBI's taxonomy places the organism in Eukaryota, Fungi, Ascomycota, Eurotiomycetes, Eurotiales, Aspergillaceae. The record is from RefSeq and is a predicted model, not a curated record.
CCCGCAAGCUGUAUAAUCAUGUCCUCUCCCGCCCUCCCUUCAAAUUGGUACAUCCCCGUGGCGCAAUGGCUACUCAUCCAGCCCAUCGUGGGACUGGUCGUAGCGUUCACCUCGCCUCGAUCGCUUGCCCGCCCGGCCACGGCCAUCCUUGUCGUCGCCCUAGGGUACUCCUCGCAACGCGGUGCGCACGCCUACUACGCCGGGACACGCUUCGGAGCCCCUCUUGUAUCCAUGUGCGUGGUGCACGUCCUGAACGGGAUCGACCUGCUCGUCCUGAGCCGAGCGUCGUAUGAGGCGCAGAAGGAAUGGGAUCGUCACAAAGCUGCGCGGUUGUCCAAUGGUUCUCACACGAAGGAGCAAAAGCAGCAGACCCCCAAUGCCUCAGUGCGAAAUGAAGGCGUAUCGCGCCUGCUCUGGGCCUUCAGCAUCCCCUUCAACUACCGCCGUAUCGACACCCCGUGGGAAAUCCGGCACCUCCCCCGAUUUGACGCUGUGAAUCCGGAUUAUGUGCCCUCGCGGACACGAUUUCUUCUGCAGGCGCUGGCGAAGGUUGCCGUAGCGGUGAUUGUAAUCCAGGGGUGUACUAUGGAGACAGAUGAUCCUCAUCUCGGCCUCGCCGUCGCUCAAUUGCCUGAGGCGAAGGAGGCGCUUCUCCCGUUUGCAGUGGCGGCGGGCGGGGAUGGCUUAGGGAAGAGGCUGCUUGUUCGGGUGCUCUUUUGUCUCUCGUUCGGGAUUAUAGGCCGGGCGAUGAUCAUCGCGUCGUACAAUGUUCUCGCCUUCUUGGCGGUCGGGCUGGGCCUGUAUGAUCCUGUGAAAUGGCCGCCCGUGGCUGGAUCUUUGUGGGAGGGGUGGUCGAUUGGACGGUUUUGGGGAGUAACAUGGCACCAAACCUUCCGCCAACCACUUACUUCCAAUGCCGACUUUCUGCUCUCUCUGGUAUGGAAAUCGCCCAACGGAAGGCUAGCGUGGUAUUUCCGUGCUUUGCUCGCGUUCACGGUAUCAGGCAUCAUCCAUUUGUUCAUGGAUGUGGGGUUCGGUGUGCCGAUGGCCAAAAGCGGCGCCCUGUGGUUCUUCUGUCUGCAGAUUCUGGGAGUUCUUCUCGAGAGCAUUGUGCGAGAUCUCGUUCGGCCACUCCGAGCUAGGAUGAACCCCGGUGUAAAAAGAGUGAUCGGUUAUGUCUGGGUAGCGCUGUUUAUGCUGUGGACGGUGCCAAUCUGGAUCAACCCAAUUUUGAUCCAGCUAUAUAAGGAUGGGGUGAGAAUGAUGUCACCCUUCUUGUUUUUUGGAAGUUGGAAAAUCUAG